GGAAAACAACGUUGGUAUUUAUGUGAACAGAAGUUUCCAUUUGCUUCUGUUUUUGUUUUUUGCAAUCUAACUUAUAAAGCCACGUAAACAGACUCUGUCAUUUCCUCCGCAGACAGUCCUCCUGGCCAGCGUCUCUUCCUGAGGAGCGGCAGACGCACUCCACGUCCAUCAGCGCGCGCAGUGACGCGGACACCUCCUGCAGUCACCCUGAAAUAUCAGCCAUUAAUUGCAGACUUGAAGUGAUCAUUUGUCAUCACCACUUUCCACAUUUUGGACCUUUAAAAAGGGAUCCUGCUGACGUGCAGCUGGAUCAGGAGGGGCAGGAAGCGUAACUUAGAGUCAGCACCUGGCUGGACGCUCCGUUCCAAUCUGCGUGAAAUCGAGAUGUUUUAGAGUCAAACCGAGCUUUUUGAUUCAACUUUCUACUUUUCCAUUUAUAAUGGGUGGAGAAUGCAUAUGUUGUACGUGGAUUUGCAGACCUCUGUGGACACUUUUUAUUCUUUUGGCUGCAACACCUUGUUUCCUGCACUGCUCUGAGAACCCUGCAGCAGUUGGUGGGAAAAUGUAUCCGAGAGGUAAUCAUUGGGCUGUUGGUCAUUUAAUGGGAAAGAAAAGCAUCAUGAGCCUGCCUGAUGUGCAGUCCAAAGUGGUCAGGAUCUCGAACCGGCUUGAUGGAGCCCUGGAUGCUGGGAAUAGUGCAGAACAGACGACGCCUGAGAGGCUGCAUCAGCUGCAGAGCAGCAUAAGAGAGGAAUUGGGGAUCAAGUACCCCAGAGAGGUCAGACUGAAGAUUGACCCUAUUACACGUAUCGUCCAAUCCUUCAAAAAUAUGCUCCGGGACCACGACUCCUCCUGAAGGGAAGAACAAUGAAAUUCAAGAGCGGCCAUCAGUUGUAGUAACCCAUGGGGUUUCUGCUAAAUGUAGGUCUGCUGUAAAUGAGAAAAUCUGACAUGACUGUGCUAAUGACUAAAGUAAAAUAAAGUUAAAGUUGUGAUAAAUGCA
Oryzias latipes (Japanese medaka) is the source of this 1003-nucleotide messenger RNA. The record is from RefSeq and is a predicted model, not a curated record. Lineage: Eukaryota; Metazoa; Chordata; Actinopteri; Beloniformes; Adrianichthyidae.